AUGAGCAGUGGGAGGGAGAACCCUUAUGAAGCGCAAACUGGAAGUGUGCUGGAAGCGGCCGGUUUCUUGGCAUCGUCUUUGCACUUCUGCUGGAGUGUUUCCUGUCAGCUUGGACGUUUGAAGGGCAAGGCCAACUCUGAUCUACAGCAAGUUGUUGCACAACAACUGCGUGAACUGGCACAGACGGAUGCAAAGAAGUUGCAUGCUUUCACCAGCGCGCAAGGAGCGAACUGCCAACCCUGGUGGCUGCUUGCAAACCUACUACUUUGCUCUGCCAUCAGUCGAUGGCCACUCAUUUUGCUGAUGGUCUUGAACGGCUUUUGCGUUGUUGCGAAGGUGGUCAUCGGUACUUUUUCCUGGACAUCCACAAAGGACUAUAUGAUGUGCCAAUUGAAGCUCUUCGUAGCAGGAGCAUGUCUAGUUUUGCCGCUUUUGGUUUGGAACAUUGCUGCAUGGGCCUUCGUGCACUUGGCAGUGCGAUUGGCUACACACUUGCUCCCAGACCUGCUUCGGAGCUUACAGCCCGGCUUGCAGCCCUUGCCAAUUGAGGCAUUUCAGAACUUGUCCGCCGUAGUUUUUGCUGUGUGGAUCAUGGCGAAGUUCCUGAUGCUUGUGGAGGUCCUUGGCAGUCACCGCUACUACAGAGAAGUGCUGGGUCGCAGGAGGCAAACUGGCCUUCCCAGCAUAUCGUUCCAUGUUGUGGACGCUUUCUAUGGGUUUUCCUAUACGAUCGUGGCCUUCCACAUUGCAUGGGCUUCGUUAGAGCAGGCCUCCUUGCUUCAACGGCGUUGGUUGCCGGGUGGCUGGUCGCCUAUUGGCAUUUUCCUCUCUUUGAUCCUGCGGGGUGCUUUCCUGCCUUUUGGGAUGAAACUGAAAGCAGCAAUGUAUUUUUCUGUGCAUCGAUUGCUCCAUGUGCAACCCUUUUAUACCUGCUGGCACAAGGAACAUCAUUUCUCGGCAUCGCAGACGUGUCUCACAGCCUGCCAGGAGUCUGGUUUGCUCGAGAGCGGAGCUGAGGCGCUUUAUGUGCAGUUGGCAUUUGUUUUGGUGCCGUUUUUCGACCAUGCUGCCUACCUUUGGGCUGCGAUCAACAACACGAUGAAUCAUCACUACUACGAAGACUACAAGAACUUGCAUUGGAAAGUUGCCAAACACAUGCUGCUGGCCCAGCGGAUGUUUCGCAAACACUUUUCCAAGCUGGAGCUUCCAGCAUGGCAGCUCCUAGAUGGUCUUUUGGCUGAAAAUCUCCGAUUCCCAGCGACCGACUUUAAAAGCCCACAGUUGGGUCUUGGAUCCAUUGAGAAGGCUUGGCAUGCCAGACAUCAUUGGACGACUGAAAAGCGCUUCGGCUACGGAACUUAUGAUUCUGUCUCCAACUUGGCAGCUGCUGCAAGAGCGAAAGCAAAAGCAGGGGAGGCAGAGACAGAGGGCGAAAGCGAAAAACUGGAGCAAUUUCUCAAAGAGUAUUUGCAGCUUUUGACGGGGCAAAUUCAGACCACCUCCUUGGUGAACCGCUGA
Durusdinium trenchii is the source of this 1518-nucleotide messenger RNA. The record is from the annotation of a GenBank genome assembly. Lineage: Eukaryota; Dinophyceae; Suessiales; Symbiodiniaceae.